AUGAGUUCGUCAGACGCGUCUUCCGGACCGCAAAGUCGCACCCCUCCCCCGACCACGACCCCCUUCCAACAGACCAUUCGGAAGCCUUCGGCCAUCAUGGCCCAACCGAACAUCAUCGACGUUGAGCUUUUGACGGAACACCUUGGGUAUGCACCGAUUUCGCUGCUCGACAGCAUCAUCAACAAUGUCAACGCAGUGGCCGACAAGACGCUCGACCGCGUCGAACAGGGCCUCUCGAGAGCGCCCCCGAAAGCACUCGGGUUCGAGAAGGCGCUGAAGCAGAGGAAGCCUCCCCCGGGUGCGUCGGUCGACGUCGAGGAGACGGCGAAGCUCGAAAUCAUCGACGGCGUCCACAAGCUCGAGACUCUGCUGUGUGCGGCCAUCGACAAGAACUUUGACAAGUACGAGCUCUACGUGAUGCGGAACAUCCUCGGCAUCCAGCCCAGCCACCGCAAUUGGAUGCGCCUCGCCCACUACAACGGUCUCGAGUUCGACGUCGCCCGCGAGGACGCACCCACGAGGGAGAGCGUGGACGCGCUCAGGAAGAAGCUGCAGGCGAGCCAGCGGCUGAACGUGAUGCUGCACGCGGAGCAGGCCAAGAACGCGGCGCUGCUGGCGAAGCUGCGCGGGGUCAUGGGCGGUAAGCCCGCCGGCCCGCGGGCUUCGCUGGUGGAGGUCAAGGUCGAGGGGGCGGACGACGGGGCGCCGCUCCAGUUCCUACGCGAAAGAGGUGAUCUCGCCGAGGGUGACUCCAAGACGCCGCUCACGACGACGACGGCGUUCAACAUGUCGCAGCUGCAGGCGCUACGGGCGCUGUCGACGUCGCUGCGUAACAUCAUGCCGGACCUGAAGGACCCGUCCGACAUCGAGGAUGGGCUGGAAAAGAACAAGAGUUGGAGACGGGAGAGGAUGGAGUACGUCGAGAGUGCGACACGAAAGCAUCUCGAGCACGUGCGAGGUUUGGAGUUGGGGAAGGACGGCGAGGUCCGCGACGGCGAGUGGCAGGGCGAGGGGAGGAAGUUUGCCAUGGGCGAGGUCGAGGGGCUGGAACGCGUGGUUUCUGCGCUGGGGGCAGGGUCAGAAGAGUCUGCCGAGCAAGACGAUCCCGAUGCGAUGGAUGAAUCAUGAGGUCAAUGUCAUGGACGAGCACUUUGGGAGAAGAAUCCGGCCGGCUGCUGGUAUCAUCGCAACACUGCUGCGGAGACAAGCCUCCUUCGAUACUCCACGGCAUGUACGCACACGCCUCUUGGCGAUCGACGGCUUGAGUGGCCUACCUCCUGUGUGAGGCGCCCACCAGCUCCGACUCGACUCGACCCGGGACAACAGAAGGGGGUCCGACACAGCCCAACAUCUCAAUCGGCGACAGGUCUCCACGGAAAUAGCACUACUGCUCACCAGUACCAGUCGACCAUGUUAGUGGUUGAACGGCAGCACAGUCCCACCACACAGGAGGAGGAGACCGUCAGUAUUGCCAUCUCCACCCGCUGCGAUAUCACAGGGGCGAGGGGCGAUUUAGGCCGGCGCCGAUUUGAAGCAAGCCGAGUAGAUAUCGGUUCAGCCUCAAGGCACGCAAGCCGAAUCAGACAUGUUCCGAGCAGCCGGGUUGGCAUGGUGGUUGGGUCUUGUGUAAGGCUCGUUGCGUCCGGCUCACUAGUUGAGAAGACGCCAAAAAACCAUGGUGAUGCGAUACCACGAGGACGACACAUUAUGUACAAAGACGGGAAAUCAACGCUUCACACAUUACAAAAACAAAGCUCGGGAUAGGGUGCAAGGCCAGCCUUGGAACACUGAGCCUGCGAAACAAAACUUUCGCCGGAGGGCAUCGAAGUUUCCAUGCCAAGUACGGCCAAGGGCCUGUUGGCUCAGCGGCACUUGGCUGGAAUCCUGGGGUCGAUUAGUGGUAAUCCAGGGGGGGUUGUUAUUCUCGAGAAAGAGGGCCAGGGCGUUGAGUUUGAAU
Colletotrichum destructivum is the source of this 1957-nucleotide messenger RNA. Its product is annotated as Putative centromere protein Mis12. Gene Ontology annotation, biological process: mitotic sister chromatid segregation; kinetochore assembly; mitotic cell cycle. Bases 1 to 1128 code for a protein of 375 amino acids. Lineage: Eukaryota; Fungi; Ascomycota; Sordariomycetes; Glomerellales; Glomerellaceae. The record is from RefSeq and is a predicted model, not a curated record. The transcript is spliced from 3 exons. Gene Ontology annotation, cellular component: nucleus; chromosome, centromeric region; MIS12/MIND type complex.